UACGCUGAUUCUGAAUAUCGUAUUUAUUUUCGUUUAGUAUCGUGUUAUGGCUGUCAAAACUGCAAAAAAACGUGAUUUUCUAUUGAAAAAUGCUCGAAAUCAUCGAAAAUCAAAAGUUUAUGUUUACAUUUUAACAAUUUCAAGUUUGGCUGAAAUUCAGAAUGUAGGGUUUGAUAGAGCAAAGUCUGCUCUACAAAACCCACUAUGCCACUAUGCCGAGCAAUAUAGCCAUUUUUCGUUUCUAAGAACUAAGUAUGAGCACUAUCAUUUGUGUCGCGGAUUUCAGUAUCACUGAGGAAAAAAAUUUAUUAGAAGAAGAAAAACGAACAAAUGAUAUAUGGGAAAAUGCGCGAGAUCUUGGGGAACAAGAAUAUACAGUCAUAAUUAGUUUUCGUCCAAAUAAUGAUAAAAAAGUUAAGACCACAAUAUUUGGUAAUUUUUCCGAGUUUUACACUGUUUUCGAGUUUUUUCUUUUUUGCUGCUCUACUUGUGACUUCUAUAUCUUUCUGAAGGAACGUCUGUUUAAGCUAAUUUGUUUACCAUAACAACAAGUCAUUAUGUUCUAGAAGAUAAGGACAUAUUCGGUCAAUUUCAUGAACCCUUGUGUUUUCGUGGGAGAAACUCCAUGGAAUAGGCCAUGUGUAAUUUUUUGUUGCUCUUUCAGCUUUCCUGAGAUACAUUGAAAAAUAUAUCCUAACUAGCAUUAUCACUGAGUUGAUUUUAUACUUUUUAUCAAAAUAUCUCGAGAAAGAUCAAAUGAAAACAACAAUAUAUUUCAGAUUCGUGAUCAGAAACACCAGUUCUGUUUUUUAUAUAAUUUCUAUCUAAUCAUUUUAGGUCAUGAAGAAAAUGUUCAUUUUCUCAUCCAGUGUACCAUCCUAUAGAUUCUUAUUGUCGUGAAUAUGCUCUCAAACAUAGCAUACAUAUGUUGUAUUUAAUACUUUUCGUGAGGUUUUCUCAGCUAUUAAUCGCUUUUCUUCCCUAUCAAUGUGACUAUCCAUUACAGAUCUUCUUUAGCAAUAGUCCAUCGGAUGUUUGUGUUUCAUAAUGUGAAAUAUUUUCAUUACUUAUUGCUUCGGCUCUUGCUUUCAGUUUUAGUAUGACUUGUAAACGAUUCGAAGUGCUUUCGACUAUCUUCAGUCGUUUUUAUUUGUCAUAUUGGCUGAAGAGAAAUUGUAAUAGGUAGCAGCUUCUAGCUAUCAACACGAGUAUUGAGCACGAAUGCGAAAACAUUUGAACAACUUCUUUAGUUUUCCAUACAGGGGAGACGAAAAAAAAUAAACGUUUAGAACAGUCAGUCUUAAUCACCUGCAAACGCUUUCUCUCGUUUGUCAACACGUUCAGAACGUACUAAUAUCGCAUAUUUUAACGUACACAAACACGAUAUUUUGAGCACUUGAGUGAGAAACCCUGUCGAUAGUCAUUAACAUACGUGUUUCCUGCGAGAAAACACGUUGCCAAGCUUUCAAAACGCACAUUUUAACACAUAUAAACGUGCUUUCUUGAUUUUUAUCUAACUGAAUUGCUUCAUAUAUUUUUACACCACUAUAAAGUUUUUUAUUGCAUAUUAUUAUCCUUUAGUUUGUUAUGUAUUUUUAUUUCAGUAAAUACGGAUAUGAAAACACCUGAUCGGCUCUUCUCCCUCAAUCUAAAAUCAGCCUAUGAGACUCUUAAUUUAAAAGAAAUAUUCCCUUUAUUUUUCAACACUUUAUCUGUUGUCGUUUUCACAUUAUCAAAUCCUAUGGUUAUAUUCUGGUAGCCAGCGUUUUUACUCUGCCAACUUUAUUUUCAAGUAAUACAUACGAUGGCUCACCUUACUAUUUCCUCCCUUCAGUAUUCUGAUCGUACGACUAUAUUUUCUACUAAGUAGUAUUUUUUGUCAUCAACUAACUCGUCUUCUUCUUUUCUAAAGUAGGUAUCUUUAACUUUCUCAGAUUUCACGUACAUCUUCUUCUGUACUCAGGUUCCGACUUGAUACAAUACUACUCCCAAGGUCUGAGUAUUUGAAAUAAUAUUUUGGAUGCAAAGUUUACUUGACUUCCAAAAAAAUGCGUUGUCAUUCUUGCAAAAUUCGUGUUCAGAAUCUUAUUUUGAGUACUCCUACUUUCGGUAGGAUCAUAUCAAUUUGAAACCUGAGUAUGAAAGAAGAAGGGCUUGACAUUUCAGAAAGCUAAGGACGACUCCUUAUAAGUGCGAAAAAAAAACCAUUUAUUGAGAGAAAAUAUUGUUGACUAAAAAAUAUAAUCGUACAAACGGAAUACGGAAGAGAGAAAGUAAUAAGGUGAAAUAACGUAUGCAUUACAUUAAAAAAUGAGGUAGCAUGAAUGUUGGAAUGAAUACACAGAAGUCUGAUAAAGAAACUAUAAUUCCACUAUGCGUUUACUUUGUUUAACAUUGAUGUGUUAGAAACGCUACCAAUCUUUCCGAAUAUACGCGCUGAAACAUAAGAGAAUCACGAUGGUUACUUCACCAUGCUGAUCGGCAUGAUGAGAAACGUCCAUUUAGCGUACAUUUUAUUCGCUCAGAGCACCUUUUAGGCACGCAGUUUCGGAGAGAUGGGAGCGUUUUCAUGAAUCUCAUUAUACGCGAUUAGACGCACUUUUGACCGUUUCUUGUCUUCCUGUAUGAUGGUUGUUUAUGAUGGUAAUUAGUGUACUUUGAUUGAUAUAUCCGGAAUAUGAUGUUUUACAUUUCCAUCACGUAAUAUUUAUUUGGUUAUAGAUACUCGACAAUGCAAACAAUACAAUUGUAUACUAUACUUCAACAAUUUUUCUUGUUGUUGAUAAUUGAGAAUUCUAAUUGCAUUUCUAGUCCUAUUUCACGAUUUAAGACAUAUCAGCAUUCAACUGAACUUCAACCAGAUGUUGCCAAUCUUUGGUGGACAGUGGAUGAAACUGAAGCAGAGAUCAUGUUCGAAUUACACAUUAAAACUACUGGAUGGAUUGCUCUAGGCAUUAGUCCCGCUGGUGGUAUGAAGGGUGCUGAUAUCGGCGUCGGAUGGAUUGACAAUCGAGGCCAAAUUCAUUUUCAAGAUCAAUAUGCAUUCGGCUUUACAAAACCUGUGACUGACAAUACAACAACGGAUUGGUUUCCUCUUCAAGGUCGCGAGGAAAAUGGUUGGACAGCGAUUCAAUUCAAACGAUUACUCGACACAUGUGACUCUAUGGAUGUUCCAAUUAAAUCCGGAUCAAAUAUUGUCAUAUUUGCCUAUGGUCUUAUCGAUCCCGAUAUGUUUGAAACAUAUGGUGACAUAUCCUAUCAUGAGAAUCGACGAAAUUCACGCAUGAUUCCACUUCGAACCUAUGCGAAUCCGCCGUCAGAUGACAAAUUUGUCGAAUUUGAUUAUGUGGAAUUUCGUUUAGAUAAUUAUAGAGUACCAUCGACUGAUACGACCUAUCAUUGCAAAAUAUUCAAGGCUCCAAGCCAUUUUCUAACAAAACGACACGCCAUUGCAGUACGAAUACAAGAAAUAAAUAUUAAUUACGAAUAUCUCAAGCAAUUAUUACUUAGUAUAAAACGGACAGCGGAAUUAGCUGAACAAUGGCAAGAAUUUUAUAAUAAUGCUACACGUCUUGUUGUAUUCGGUCGUGCAGAACAUUUAGAUUCUGAUAUUCUAGAGAAUUUACCUAAGUUUGAAAAUUUAAAACCUGUUGAAUGUAGAAAGGAACCUAUUGUGAACUCUGCUACUUCAAAUACAAUCGAUUUUAGUCUUGCGUUUAUUUCAUAUUUAUUGCAAAAAAUAUUAUCGUAUAACAAAUAA
Molecule: messenger RNA, 3760 nt
Organism: Rotaria sp. Silwood2
Lineage: Eukaryota; Metazoa; Rotifera; Eurotatoria; Philodinida; Philodinidae
Source: the annotation of a GenBank genome assembly